This is a messenger RNA of Neogale vison (American mink), 475 nucleotides long. Its product is annotated as histone H2B type 1-C/E/F/G/I. Lineage: Eukaryota; Metazoa; Chordata; Mammalia; Carnivora; Mustelidae. Bases 23 to 403 code for a protein of 126 amino acids. The transcript has 2 exons. Gene Ontology annotation, molecular function: DNA binding; protein heterodimerization activity; structural constituent of chromatin. Gene Ontology annotation, cellular component: nucleosome. The record is from RefSeq and is a predicted model, not a curated record.
UGUCAGAAAAAAGCGACUCAGUAUGCCUGAACCCGCCAAGUCCGCUCCGGCCCCGAAGAAGGGCUCCAAGAAGGCGGUGACCAAGGCGCAGAAGAAGGACGGCAAGAAGCGCAAACGCAGCCGCAAGGAGAGCUACUCGGUGUACGUGUACAAGGUGCUGAAGCAGGUGCACCCCGACACCGGCAUCUCGUCCAAGGCCAUGGGCAUCAUGAACUCGUUCGUCAACGACAUCUUCGAGCGCAUCGCGGGCGAGGCGUCCCGCCUGGCACACUACAACAAGCGCUCGACCAUCACGUCCAGGGAGAUCCAGACGGCCGUGCGCCUGCUGCUGCCCGGGGAGCUGGCCAAGCACGCCGUGUCCGAGGGCACCAAGGCCGUCACCAAGUACACCAGCUCCAAGUGAGCUUGACAAGCACCGUGACCUAGAGGCUUCCUUCUGGAAGUUAGGUGAGAAAGACUGGCUUGCCUGCACCAC